CAUUAUACACACAGCUACACCGGCAGGAUCAUUCAUCGCGUUUCUUACCAAGGAACAACAUGAAAUAUUUUUUUGCCUUGUGCAUUAUUUUCUUUAAUCUUAUUUGUUUUGUUUCAUCUUUUGACUUUAAAAUGAAGAUAUCUGCAGUGACUAUAAUGGCUUUAGCCCCAUUCUUCAUAAUAUCGGUGUCUUUUAUUGGCCUUUUGAUUUAUAACAUGGCAGCAUUUUUCUCUGGACUUGCACCCUAUACAAGUGGUUUACGGGACUUUGCAUUGGCCAAUAUUGCUUUUACCGUGAUGCAUGGUAUCUGUUGCUAUAUCGGAGCUGCCACAAUGUACGCCAGAUACACCCUGCUGAGGCAUCGCAGCGCUGAGUCUGGAAAGAAGCGUACCUGGGCCAACGUAGCCCUAUUGCUGCUGGGAUUGUUGGCAUGCCAAGCUUACUUUUUGGAGAACUUUCCGGUGCUGGCGUUCCAGAGCGCGCACAUAGCAGGAGUGCUGACAGCCACUGUUUGUGCGAGUGCCUAUACUAUAAUAAACACCGUGAUAUCGUACAGGACUCCCCCGGAGAAGGACGGCAGAGUCAAGUGCCUUUUGCGCUUGAUAAUAUCAGUGACCACCGUAUUCUUCUUAGUGAUAGGUGCAGCGUUUGCUUUCAUGUUCAUCUGGAUGGCACCAGUAAACACACAGCUGUAUGAGAUCAUGAACAUCUUACGAGUUACCAGCGAAUGGCUCUCAACUGUCACAUUUUAUGGGUAUUUGGCCACAUUUGCUACAGACUUCAAGAUCUACGGUUUCACAAUACCCAAGAACAUGAAGGACGAUUGGUUCUAUGUCAGAACCAAGUUACCUGGUGAUGUAGAGGCCAAUGAAGAGAGUGAAAUAUAAGGGAGAAGGUUUGGAUGUGGCAUCUGUGACCUGAAGCAGUCCUCAGCCAGUGGGAAUUUCCAAUCUGCCCACUGAGAUAUCCGUCAGGGAAGUGCUUUUUACUCAGGAGAUGCAAAUCACAGAUAAUACUAACCAGGGUUUGGUCGGCUUAAGACUCGACUGAAGUACAAUUUGCUGGAUGUGAGUGCUCUAAGGCACAUAAAGCCUCAUUAACAUGUGUGAAGAUGGAUUUCAAUUCUCACUCCAACAAGUCGUUAGGCCCGAGCCAUCCGUUAGGCUCUUGCCGCUGUAUGAAGAAGAUAAGUCCAAGGAGGGAUCCAAUACAAAAUAUCUGUUGCACCGUAAGCACCCGCUCGGCUCCCACCAAUGAUCUGUUUGGGAUAUCGUGGGACUACUCCUUCCUGUGGAUCCUAUUGUAAUUCAAAGCUAUUGUAAUAACCUAUGGGUUUUGUCAAUGACCUUAAAUAAAAUAAAUGAUUUAAUUCAC
Xenopus tropicalis (tropical clawed frog) is the source of this 1374-nucleotide messenger RNA. RefSeq names its product DNA damage-regulated autophagy modulator protein 1-like. Gene Ontology annotation, cellular component: endomembrane system. Lineage: Eukaryota; Metazoa; Chordata; Amphibia; Anura; Pipidae. The transcript has 7 exons. The record is from RefSeq and is a predicted model, not a curated record. Bases 60 to 887 code for a protein of 275 amino acids.